CAACCCCAUUUUCACUCGCGUACUCAACUCGUACGCACACACAACUCAGUCUCUGCUGGUGGUGUUUUUGGGAACGGUGGUUCGCGAAUAUAAUUUCUUGAGCCAUGUAACAGUCUAUUGCUUGCUUACUCUGUCUGCUUAAUGGUUCUGGUAAUAUUUCUGGACAUCUGUCCUAAUUUUAUAACUUCCAUCCUCCUCAUCACUUGGACGAGUUCACCGCUUCUGACAAUAUGGUUUUCUCACCUUCUAGCAGUGUUUCAGCCACUCUGAGCCCGCUCCGAAAGUUUUCGGGUAUUAUGCGCAAGUCCUCCUCUACACCUCCUGCUUCGCCAUCAUCGCCAGCUCCAGGAUCUCCAAGCUGGUGUCUUUGGCUUGUAGCUGCCCUUCAAGGCCAUGAAAUUAACAGCGAAGAACGACGAAGAAUUGCCGAUGAUAUUGAACGAAUGAACGAAGUUGAGCAAGAUAACUUCGUCGAGUUUCUUGAGACAGGAGUAGCUCCAUCGACAUUGGAAAACAACGCUUGUAAGCAAUUUGUCUGCAAUACUACUGAUCUUUGCAAUGCACUAGUCUGUAGGGAACCCCAGGAUCUCAUAAAUUUAUGGGAAAAGGUCUAUCACCAGAUUCUACCUCUUCUUCAAAGCGUACUCUAUCCCAUACAGCGACGCCGACCUGAAUUCGAUAUUCGUCGCACAAUUCUUACGAUAUUCCGUGACAAAGUACUUAGCAAGGUGCUGCGCGAUGUCCAUGAACGGAUUCCGGUACUGGAGCCGAUGCUGUUUACCGUCCUUCUUGAGACAGAAAACACUUCCGAAGAGUCAAAGAAUUUUGCCAUUCUGGCCAAUCGGGUGAUGGGCAAAGGGGAACAACCCGCACAACCUGCGUCCCGAAUCCGUUCCCGAACUCUACCUAACAAACCGAUCAAAAGAGUGUCGUGGGACGAUCUGAGAAAAUCUGCAACGUUCAGCGCAUAAACUUUUUAUUGAUUAGAGAUGAUAACAUGUCCGCGACCUUGCGGACGAGUUUCCGUGUUUUUGCGAUGUUGACAUUGUACCUCUUCGUACAUCCAUUGUGGCGUACAUUGAUUCUCAGCUACGCCCGGUGCAAUACAGGUGUUAGUGUAUGUGUAUAAGGAAA
Molecule: messenger RNA, 1134 nt
Organism: Cylicocyclus nassatus
Lineage: Eukaryota; Metazoa; Nematoda; Chromadorea; Rhabditida; Strongylidae
Source: the annotation of a GenBank genome assembly